This is a messenger RNA of Mugil cephalus (flathead mullet), 3353 nucleotides long. RefSeq names its product thyrotropin-releasing hormone receptor. The record is from RefSeq and is a predicted model, not a curated record. Gene Ontology annotation, cellular component: membrane. Bases 170 to 1339 code for a protein of 389 amino acids. NCBI's taxonomy places the organism in Eukaryota, Metazoa, Chordata, Actinopteri, Mugiliformes, Mugilidae. Gene Ontology annotation, biological process: phospholipase C-activating G protein-coupled receptor signaling pathway. The transcript is spliced from 3 exons. Gene Ontology annotation, molecular function: thyrotropin-releasing hormone receptor activity.
GGACAACUACAACGACUCUGGAGGAGGACUGAGCAGUCAUCUGUGUCUCUUGGUUGAGUGUACCUGAGCGCUGUGACCAGAUCAGAGUGAGAGCUGCUUUUUGCAAAUUAUGGAUUCUCAUUUUGCUUUCUGAAGAUUAACUGAAUUGCGGCAGCUGGACUCGUACAGGAUGGAAAACAACACCACCAUCUUUCAGGACGUCACUCAGAUUGUAAAUCUGACAGAAAUGCCUCUGAACCCUCUGGAAGAACAAGUCAUAACAAUAUUUUUGACCAUGCUCAUUUGUGGCGUUGGGAUUGCUGGGAAUAUCAUGGUGGUGCUGGUUGUGCUGCGCACUAAACACAUGGUGACCCCGACCAACUGCUACCUCGUCAGCUUGGCCGUCGCAGACCUCAUUGUGCUCAUGGCUGCUGGCCUGCCUAAUAUCUCUGACGUUGUAGCUUUCUGGAUAUACGGCUACACAGGUUGCUUGUGUAUCACUUACCUUCAGUACCUGGGCAUUAACGUGUCGUCUUGCUCCAUCACCGCGUUCACCAUUGAGCGAUACAUCGCUAUUUGUCACUCCAUAAAAGCACAGUUCAUAUGCACUGUUUCCCGGGCCAAGAGGAUCAUAGCUGGAGUCUGGAUGUUCACCUCACUCUACUGCACCAUGUGGUUCUUUUUGGUGGACACAGACGAGACUGUCUACGCCAACGGGGUGGUGGUCACCUGUGGCUACCGUGUCUCCAGGAGCCUCUACAUGCCGAUUUAUUUCCUGGACUUCACUUUGUUUUACGUCAUCCCCCUCAUCGUGGCCACUGUGCUGUACGGGCUUAUUGCGAGGAUUUUGUUCAUGAGCCCUCUGCCGUCGCACCUCAACGACCGAGCAGGAGGAGGGUCCGUUCAUCAGGGUUACAGCAACAGCACCAACAAGACCAACAAGAGUGCAGUGUCUGCCAGGAAACAGAUCACAAAGAUGCUGGCGGUGGUGGUCAUCCUCUUUGCCCUGCUCUGGAUGCCUUACCGAACCCUGGUGGUGGUCAACUCCUUCAUCGACCCCCCUUACCACAACACCUGGUUCCUGCUCUUCUGCCGGAUGUGCAUCUACACCAACAGUGCGAUCAACCCCAUCAUUUACAACCUGAUGUCCCAGAAGUUCCGCGUAGCUUUCAAGAAGCUCUGCAAGUGUAGCUGGCGGCACAAGGAGGCGGAGUACAAUGUGCCCAUGUAUUACAGCGUGAUGAAGAACGUAUCCCACGAGAGCAACGAGCCGGUCACAGAGCAGGAGGAUGUCAGCGGACAAACCGCCAACAGGUUUAACGUAAGAGAUGAUGAAGCAAGGGCACUCAGCAUUUCUUAAUGAAUGCUUUUAAGAUGUUUAUUACUGCAUGAGAAAAUAUUUAUCAGCAUGUUUGCUCUUUAAGCUUUUUGUUGUUUCCACCUAUUUAAAAAGUCCUUAUUGAAAUCUUUGGAAAUUGUGUGGAAAUAGCUGUGUAACAGGUUUUAUGUGUGGUUUUGUGUUUGUGGCUGCCUCAGUAUAGUAACUAUGUUGUAAAUACAGUGUUUUGUGUCAGCUUCAACCUACUAAGUGGGUUUUGUAGUUUUAUUUGAAAUGGAUUUGGAAGUUUUGUACUCACCAUUUCUGUGCACAACGUAAGAACCACUGAAACAUUUUCUGUGAUGCAUGUGUUACGGAAGCUUCCGCUGCAUAGGUUUAAUUUCAACGCAAGGCAAUGUCCAGACUUUAUGUUAAUUCGUUUUGUCAAGGGCCAGUUCUGUUUAACAUACCCCCGGCAUUAUAUUGUAUGUCUGUGUCUCUUGAAGUGCACUUGGUCUUUUCAUGUGCUCAGACUGGAGUGUCCUGUACACUCCGAUGUGCUACACGUUUCAACACAGCACUGAUGACAAACGUGACACAGUGUCCAAUGUUUUCCUGUUUUUGCCGUAAAUUUAUUCCAUAAAAAGCACCGACAACAGCUAGCCAGCUGGCUGAGGUCAUAUUGUCUUUCUUGUCAAACAUUUUGGAUAUUUAAUCAAAAGGUUUCUCAAGAUUAGUCACAUAAGGGUUGAGUUAAGCUCCAUAUGUGAACUAAGCUAAGUGUCACACAAUAAGAAUGAUUAACCAAAAUACAGUAUAAAUCACAUCAAAUACCUCAUUUGGACUUAUUUCAUCACAUUUUGGACAGAAAUGUGUUCCUCCCAGCCGACAACUUUGGAAAUUCGGAUUUUUUCCUUGUGAGUGACAUCUGUGGUCAAUGGGUUUUGGAUGGAUUCCCGAGAGAAUUGGUCGACAUUCAUGCUCCUCUAGGAAUGAACUCUAAUAACUUGAUCCCUUAUCUUUUCAUCUUCACAGCUGCUAGCAUGGCUGUAAUUUUUUAUUUUAUUUAUUUACUGUUAGGCAUCAUGGUGGUAAAUGUCGCUCAGCAUGGCUUGAAUGUGAAACAUCGGCUUGGCUAGCUAUCUCAUUACCUUAAGGCUUUACACAGAGACGGUCCAUCUCAACAGGUGUUUUUGUACAUUACCUGAUUAGGUCUCAUUUCUGGGCCUAAUAGCCCCAUUACUCUCCUGUUAGAUUUCCACCAAAGGGUCAUUUAGACCUUUAUUGUUAUGAGUAAGUACAUUUUGGUGACAUUAUGUGAUUCCCAGAAUAGGUCCACCCAAUUUAAACCUGACUAGAGGUUUAAUUGUGCAGAAUAACUGAAAUCACCUGUGUGGGUGAGCACAGCCUCUGAGUGUCUGAGUAGCAAGAAUGUUUUUCUUCAUAUACCAACUACCUCCUCUGUUACUCCUUGACUUUGUCUCUGGAUUAACAUGAGCUACUAACAACAAAACCAAUCCCCGAGUCCAUCCACUGAAAUUGCUGUUGGUUUCGGAGGAGCCCGCGUGUUAGACAAGGUUUUAUCAUUAGAUUUUCCGUGUGAGAGGCAGGGGGUAAUGACCGUAGAAGCUCUGAAAGCAAACACAUCAGCUGAUUCAAAUCUGAUUCAAAACACCUGCCAAGCAAGAGACAGAAAAUGAAAUUGUAAUUUUUGCCACAAGAUAUGUGCAUGAAGUCUGACAGCAAGCGCAUCAUUGAAAAAAUAUUGUGAUGCUAAUUGUCGUCAACAAGUUUGAGUCCCCCUCAUCUUAGGGCUGUCGUCUUGUGCUGUCAGUCCCUUCACUGCAUGUCUCUGCUUCUCAACAUAUCCAGGUCCCUGGCUGUCAACUUGCUGUAAACUUCGAAGAAAAUGCUAGUAUGAAGACUGUGUAUAAAACGCUUUUAUAAUCAGUUUGAUAUGUUUAUCUAUUGUGUACUUAAUUGUGAUAUUUUGUAAAGAAGCUUGUGGUUUUCUGUUUUUUUUUCUGGCAUCAAUAAAUCCCUUUAUUUCCAUUUA